Molecule: messenger RNA, 1398 nt
Organism: Aspergillus clavatus NRRL 1
Lineage: Eukaryota; Fungi; Ascomycota; Eurotiomycetes; Eurotiales; Aspergillaceae
Product: cytochrome P450
Exons: 4
Coding region: 1-1398 (465 amino acids)
Molecular function (GO): iron ion binding; heme binding; monooxygenase activity
Source: RefSeq, a predicted model, not a curated record
AUGAUUCUCGAAUUGUCCCCCGUCACCGGGGGCGCUGCCCUCCUUCUCCAGGCCAGUGCUCUUCUUUCUUUGGCCUUGCUUUUGUUGUCUAGGGUGUCGGGCCGUGGACGUAACCGUUUGAUACCCGGGGUUUAUGUGACGGGUCUGAACGGUGGCAAAGUUCCUCUUUCGCAGGCUCGCCAAAACUUCAUCCACGGCUGCGCCGACCUUAUGCUCGAGGGCUAUCAGAAGACAAAGGGGGGACUAUUCUACGUCCCAUCGCCAGCCGGGGAGCGCUUGAUGAUUCCCACCAAAUAUCUGGAUGAACUCAAGAAUGCCGCGAACGAGGAGGUCGACUUCACCGCCAGCUUCUCGGAGAUGUUUGAAGGAAAAUAUACCACCAUUGGGCAAAAAUGGCAUUUACAUCCGAAUGUCGUCAAACAGUCCCUGAAUACAUCCCUUGGUAUGGUUAUCCCUGCUGCUGCUGCUGCUGAGAGUAGCGAUUAUUUCUAUGCAACCUCUCACAAUCGCGCUAAUAGAGCUGAUUAUGCCCGAUAUUGGCAACCGGUCCGGAUGGCCGACAUCUUCACCCAGAUUAUCUCACGAGCAUCGAAUCGCAUGUUGGGGGGUAAAGCCCUCAGCCGAAACCGAAACUGGACGGAUACGUCCAUAAACUUCACCACUGAUACGUGGUUGGCCUCGCAGCAACUCAAACGGUAUCCGGCAUGGCUCCGACCCAUCCUUCAACACGUCUUGCCUGAGAUGAGUCGGGUGCGCCGUCACUUCACCGUCGCCCGCCAAUUCAUCUGUCCAAUUGUGCAGGAGCGGUCUGAAUCUGAGAAAGGCACCAUAAAGCCUCUUGACCUCCUGCAGAUGCUCUGGGACGGCGCCGGGCCGGCUGAUCAGACUCCAGAAUUCAUGGCCUAUACUGCCCUGGCUAUCUCAUUUGCUGCCAUUCGCACUAGUUCCUCGGUGCCGACCCAUCUGCUCUACGAUCUGUGCGCCCAGCCGGAGUAUAUUGCGCCGCUGCGAGAAGAGAUCGAAUCAGUGCUUUGUGAGGAAGGGAGUCUUCUCACCAAAACCGCUCUGAGUAAACUGGUCAAGUUGGACAGCUUAAUGAAGGAAUCUCAGCGGUUCAAUCCCCUCUCUCUCCUCACCUUUGGUCGAGUCAUCCGGUCCGACCGUAUCCUCCAUGACGGACUAGUAGUUCCAAAGGACACGAUCAUCGGGGUGCCCGUCCACGCGAUCUCGCAAGAUGCCGAUUUCUACCCAUCACCCUCGACAUUUUCACCAUUUCGAUUCGUCCCCUCUACUCCUGGAGAGAAGACGGCCGGGUUUGUGACGACCAACGCAUCGUCAAGUCUGAGCUGGGGGUACGGGAAGCACGCAUGCUCUGGGCGCUUCUUCGCAGCCAACUAA